Messenger RNA from Loa loa (African eye worm), 654 nucleotides. RefSeq lists its product as hypothetical. The record is from RefSeq and is a predicted model, not a curated record. The transcript has 6 exons. The coding region runs from base 1 to 654 and encodes 217 amino acids. Lineage: Eukaryota; Metazoa; Nematoda; Chromadorea; Rhabditida; Onchocercidae.
AUGGCUUUGAAAAACACUGACAAAGUACGACCAUGUUCUGAGUUUAAAACUACGCAAAACAACGAACCACUUAACAGAAGCAUCGUGAAAUUUGCUGUAGAAAAAGAACAACCGGAAGUGGCACGUGUAAAACUUUUAUUAUGCAACAAUAGCAAUCGUCAAAUUCAAUGGUUAUUAAAGUGCAACGACACUACCAUUACGGCUGAACCAAUGACAUCUGGUCGCAUCGAAAAGCUUGGAAGGAACGAAGUGAAUUUAAUAUGGCGACGCCCUAAAGCUAUAGAGCAAUGGGCAAAUGCGCCUCAACCAAAAUUGCUACUUUUCAUGAAAUUAAUUGCCGCUGAAUCUGGCAAAGAAGUUGCUGAUGCAUUCACGAAAUUUAAAGCAAUGAUAGAACCGGAAGCGGGAUGUACCACAAGCGAUUUGCCUAUUCAUGAAGUGGUCAUUAAAUCGGUAAAAACUUCGGAACAGUUAGCAACUGAUGGAAACGAUUCUAAAAUUGGCACCGAAGGCGCUAUUCGUCCGGAAAGUUUUCUUGAAGAUCCGGAUACACUAUUUUGGCUUAUUGUAUUCCUGUGUUGUUUUCUCGGAGCUGUCAUUCUGCAAUCUAUCAGCGAUGGUGAUCGCAGAUCUCGUAGAUACGAUUCCGAUUGA